This is a messenger RNA of Alosa alosa (allis shad), 1942 nucleotides long. It is a transcript of the gene tmem242, whose product is annotated as transmembrane protein 242. The transcript is spliced from 4 exons. The coding region runs from base 36 to 476 and encodes 146 amino acids. The record is from RefSeq and is a predicted model, not a curated record. Lineage: Eukaryota; Metazoa; Chordata; Actinopteri; Clupeiformes; Clupeidae.
UGAACGGACGUCUAUUGAGGUGGAACACGCUGAAGAUGACAGCUGAGAAAGAGCACACGCCACUGAAAGUCAACCCUCAAGUUAUGGCAGAAGAGGUUGAUGAGGCGAAAUUGCAAUUAUUAAAAGGUGGUGCCUUUCUAACCACUGUGGCAACAGCUGGUAUGUUUGCGGGUUUUGGCUCCACCCUGGCAUUGGCGAAGAAGAAGAGCCCUGAGUGGUUCAGCAAGGGGUUGGUGGGCUCAGCGGUGGUGCCUGAAAGUGGGGCGUCCCUGGCUCUGCGGGCUUUGGGAUGGGGCUCUCUCUACGCCUGGUGUGGCGUAGGUUUACUGAGCUUCACCGUCUGGAAGGCCAUGGGCGUCCACAGUUUGUCAGAGUUCAGACAGAAGAUGCAGUCCUCUGUCCCAGCAAUACCAAAAAACGAAGUAGCCAACGCCGAGCCUGUGGAUUGGGACGCCGUCUUCAGUACCAAGUCAUAGGGUCCACACCUGCCCUGAACCUUAGCAACAUCAGAAAACUGAUUUAACGGGACUUGACACAGACGCGGCCUCUCAUGAAUUGACCUGAUUGAGGUCAAAUUAAGGCAGACAACAUGGUGACCCAGUUUUUCUUGAAAGACACCGUGCCCUUUGGAGAUCCCUCCACACGCAAAGACUUUCAAAGCCUCUGGUAGGUGGUGACUUCAGAGGGACUGGACCCAACUGUCAUUACUCGUUGAAGAAGGGAAGCAGCAAAAGAUGUCGCCACUACACCCCAGCGGUGUGCAUCAUUUCUUCCCAUUAUAGGUUGAUUUCAAAAGGGAUGUAAGGUCACAAGGUCAUGGUCAUCACAAGGCUGUGGAUUUCUUUGCCUUGCGUUUGUGUUAUUUAAGGUGCUGUGAGCUCUUGCUCCCAUUUUUUUACUUUAGACAUUGACUUACCAAAUUGGCUCAGAUACAGAGCUGAUUCUUCUCAGAACAUAAACAGCUUUGAGACGAUUUUCAAGUGAAAUACACACAAGUUCUUGACUUAACUGACAGGAUCUUGUCUCGAGCCAUUGUACCAUUAAAAGAAAGUGGCAGAAGAUGGCUAUGAGUAUGCAUUAUGACAUGAACGGAGUAAACAUCCUGGUCCCUUUAAUCAGGAUUCUAGUGCUGUUUAAAUAAGCACAUGAUUUGCCAAUUAUCCUUUACAACCUGGAAUUCGAGAGUCAGAUGCUCCCCAACGGCAGCCUGCCAUUCUAGGGCCAGACACUCGAAGAGGGCCGAAAACAAACUCUUGAAAUGGUUGCACAAGGCUGAACGGUGCGUCAAGCCUGAACGGUGCUUGUAACUGCUAAACGCACAGGACAAACAUCAGCAGCGCAGGUAACCUGGUUAAAUGAAUUUGUCAUGCAAGCGCUGGUACUGCCUCAAGUAGUGAGACGUGAGUUGGAUUGGUGGUGUGGGCUAGAGGGUAGAGAUGAGCACUUGUGAUGUGGGUCUGACACCAUAACGGAGGUGUUAGGAGAGUUUUCCAAGCGGCGUCCACUUCACCCCCACAGAUAGGAAUUUAGGGUGAGUUUUGUGUGUAAAUGUAAACAGGACCUGUAAACUCUCCUGUUCAGUCAGCCAAAGGGUAGAAGGAUUUUAUUUUUCUAUUCUACAUUAAUGUAGUGUAGGACUAGCCCAGAUAAAUCCGUGAUGGAAGGUUAGUGCUGUUCAUUUUGUUUGUUUAUGUGGAAUAAAUUGUGGAAUGACUACAGUUAUUGAUGUAUCCAAAAUCACUUUUAAAUUAAGUCAUUGAAUGUGUUUGAAAGUAGGGCUGGGCUUUUGUUUUAUCGCCCAGGCCUAUUCGAAAUACAACACAAAACACUCAAAAACCAUGGUCACAGUGCUCAACCAGAUUUCAUGUACAUUUACUUUUUAACAUGUGGAACAUGUAGUAUAAAGACUUUAUACUGAAUAAACAAUGGUCUUCAAAUCAAA